Molecule: messenger RNA, 1480 nt
Organism: Acanthaster planci (crown-of-thorns starfish)
Lineage: Eukaryota; Metazoa; Echinodermata; Asteroidea; Valvatida; Acanthasteridae
Product: carboxypeptidase B-like
Biological process (GO): proteolysis
Molecular function (GO): zinc ion binding; metallocarboxypeptidase activity
Source: RefSeq, a predicted model, not a curated record
UUAGAGAAUUAGGACGCCAUGAAGUCGCUAUUUGUAUUGAUGACGCUCUUCGCCGUCUCGCACGGAAAGAGUUACGAUGGGUAUCAAGUAUUUGAAAUCACACCCAAAACAGGAAUUCAGUUUCAACAGAUGAUGGAUUUGGACAUGGAACUCUUCGACGACCUUGAUUUCUUGAAGACCAGUGCCGUCGGCAAACCCAGUAAAGUGAUCGUGCCUCCCAUGCACGUGGACAAGCUCAAGGAAGCUUUGGAAGAGUUGCGGAUUGAAUUUGAAGUAUACAUUGACAACCUCCAACCCCUCAUUGACGAAGAGACGAGAGCUAUCACCUCACGCGAGAAGGCCACAACCUUGGCAAGCUUCGAUUACAACGUAUACCACAGCGCGCAAGAGAUCUUGGACUGGGUGACAGACUUCAGCCAAACCGAGUCCACAAGUUCCCUUACCAUCAAGGAAAUCUAUUUGGGGGAUUCAGCUGAGGGAUUUGCCAUGAAGGCACUGAAGAUUUCUACAGGGAGCGGCCGGCUUGGUGCUUACACCCAAGGGGGCUUACAUGGUAGAGAAUGGAUCGCACCUGCCACUGUCCUCAACCUCGUCCAAAAGUUCGUAGCAGCCUUCAAAAGUGGGGACAGCGUAGCCACCCAGUUUUUCAACAAGUUUGACUGGUACGUUCUCCCUCUACUCAACCCUGACGGUUACCACUACACUCGCCCAGAAUCGCCAUCCUUCGACCGUUUGUGGCGCAAGAAUCGUCAACAAGUUUCUUCUUUCUGUAAAGGAAUCGCCAUGAACAGAAACUAUGGCUACAAAUGGGGUGGUGAUGAUACCUCCAGCAACCCCUGUAGUGAAAUUUACAAAGGAGGUUACGCAUAUGAAGCUCAAGAACUCAAGCUGAUGACGGACUGGCUGCUCAGCCUGAAGAAAAGUCAGACCUUCAUGAUCCAUAUGGAUCUCCACAGCUACGGCCAGGACUGGUUCUAUCCGUAUAGCUAUACUUCGAGUAUUGCAACUAGUGAUGACGCUGAGUUGGUAGAUCCAGCAGCUGGGGCAAGUACGGACUUCGGAUACGAGAUCUUAGGGGCCACAUACUCCUACACCGUGGAAAUGCGGGACACAGGACAUUACGGGUUUGAGUUGCCUGAGAAUCAGAUUGAGCCCUGUGCAGAGGAAAUGUACGCUGCAUUCAUAGAGUUGUUCUCGCAGGUCCUGAGUAAGGUCUGAACAAAUUCAUAAUUAAAGGAAUUGGAAAAGGAUCUGACAGUUGUGAAAAUAUCGUUAUAAAUCGUUCUGUGAGCUUAAUUACAAAAGAAAACAGAUAUUACAAUUUGAAAGCAUAAAGGAAGGUAAACAUGAAAAUUUUCGAACAAAUCUUUCUGGUAGAUUAACGUAUAGGUAUCCUGUAUCAUGAGGAAGGUGAUAGAAACUGGAAACGAUUCUAAAAAAGAUCAGGGAUUGAGAGAAACUGUUUUAUGCGAGUGAAGAA